Molecule: messenger RNA, 507 nt
Organism: Talaromyces amestolkiae
Lineage: Eukaryota; Fungi; Ascomycota; Eurotiomycetes; Eurotiales; Trichocomaceae
Exons: 3
Coding region: 1-507 (168 amino acids)
Source: RefSeq, a predicted model, not a curated record
AUGCUCUUCACACAAUUUGCCCUGGCUGCUGCCACCCUCGCGGCCGGCUCCCUCGCAGCUCCUAGCGAAUUCUAUCUCAAAACCACUGGCUCCAACAUCACUGCCCACAACAACCUCUACGUCGAAGCCUACCACACGGGCGCCGGUCUGGGCGAUCCCGUCUUGACCACUGUUACUGCAAAUGCCGGCCACUUUUACCUGAACGAGACAUAUCUGCAGAUGGAUAUUGGACAAGAGUAUACUUAUGGCUUUGAUGUUGGCGGUGCCACCAACUAUGCUGCAUGGGAAUUUGUCGAAAUUAAUGCAGGACAGGGAGUGUCCGGCUUCGAGUUGGAAAAUAACAACACGCUGACCUGGAACAGCACUGAAUUCGGUGGAUGGCUCGCAUGCGACUGGUGGCACGGAGCACCACAACUCUUCUGGCUCAUCGCUUAUGAAGAGGGUGAUAUCUCAUACCCCUCCUCGUGUAGCGAGGUCGACCUCAUUCCAGCGGCUAUUAGUUCUUGA